Sitodiplosis mosellana (orange wheat blossom midge) is the source of this 4727-nucleotide messenger RNA. It is a transcript of the gene emb, whose product is annotated as exportin-1. The coding region runs from base 1076 to 4291 and encodes 1071 amino acids. The record is from RefSeq and is a predicted model, not a curated record. Gene Ontology annotation, cellular component: nucleus; cytoplasm. Lineage: Eukaryota; Metazoa; Arthropoda; Insecta; Diptera; Cecidomyiidae. Gene Ontology annotation, molecular function: small GTPase binding; nuclear export signal receptor activity. The transcript is spliced from 5 exons. Gene Ontology annotation, biological process: ribosomal large subunit export from nucleus; ribosomal small subunit export from nucleus; protein export from nucleus.
GUACGCGGGUCGUCAUAAAAGCGUGUGAGAGAUUGUGAAGACAAUAUUUUAGACACACACAAAAAAUUCAUACAAAAUUAUUCAUUUUCAACUCAAUUUACUUUAACGGUAAUAAACAACGACGAUUGAAAAAAAAAGACAGCGCAGUUUGAGUAUUUUCAUGGGAUUGCACAAAUCUCGUAAUUAUUAUUGACGCAUCGCGGAACGAACAGUGUGGAAUUUCGUAAAUUUUCAUUCGAAAUGAUGUUCGACAUUUUUUGCGUCCUAUGACAUACCGAAGAAGAAGAAGAAACAAAAAAAAAACGACGUCUCCGUCAGUGUUGUCUAAGUGGAUUUGCGUCUGGAAAGGUUAGGUUCGACAGUGUCGAACGAUAUAUCUUCGUUUCUCAUCCGUCAAAAAAUGUGCUCAAUUCACUAAUUGAAUUGUGCAAUUUUUCAAUUUACCCCAUUUUUCCCACUCGCCGAAUCAAAUCACAAUCAAAUUGUAGAUUUUUUUUAUUUUCGCAUCGUCGUCAACCCCACAACAACAACAACAACAAAAUUUUGGUAUUUUCCAAUCAAACUCCGUUAUUUUGCUGAUGCUGCCAACUGCUGAAUGUAUUUAUGAAUUUUUGUGAGUGAACAGGAAUUUUGCGUACAUCAAUAAAUAUUUUUGAUUUGCUUUGAUAACCAUUCGAAAAUUUUUAUUGGUUGGACAAAAAUUUUUGUUGUGUGUGAAAGAGUGAAUCUAGUUUGUAGUAAUAUUUUUUUUUGUCGUAAGCAUAAGCAAUCAUCGGUUAUCGUAACAUUUCAUCAUUUCGUGCAACAUCUCGAACACACACGUGCGUGCAGGCGAAAACAACAAUUUCUUCUAGCGUCUGGUGCGCGCCUUUUUAAAAACAUAACCAUCCAACAUAACCAUUCGAUAGACAAUAAGCAAAAGAAAAAACGAAGGAGAAAAAAAAAUACGCAACGUUAACCCAAUCCAAUUUCAAUUAUUCCGCAAAGAGUCCGGGAGUAGUAGGGGAAUAAAUCCGAAGGAAGUAGUAACAUUUUGUGCGGCAGCAACAAUAGGCAACAACGUGCUAAUUCGUUUAUGAUGACAGCUCAAGUGAAUAUGGAGGAAGCGAGCAAAUUGCUUGACUUCAGUCAAAAAUUGGACAUCGGUUUGCUCGAUAAUAUUGUUGGUUCGGUGUAUGUGAGCCAAGGUGAGCAGCUGCGUUUGGCACAAGACGUUUUAACAACACUCAAAGAGCACCCCGACGCAUGGACGCGUGUAGAUAGUAUCUUAGAAUAUUCAUCAAAUCAACAAACCAAAUACUAUGCACUGCAAAUUCUGGAAGAAGUGAUCAAAACGCGCUGGAAGAUUUUGCCGCGCAAUCAAUGCGAAGGUAUAAAAAAGUAUGUCGUAGGCUUAAUCAUUAAAACAUCAUCCGAUUCAGCGGUGAUGGAAGAGAACAAAGUCUACUUGAACAAGUUGAACAUGAUUUUGGUGGAGAUUUUGAAGCGUGAAUGGCCGAAAAAUUGGGAAUCAUUCAUCAGUGACAUCGUUGGUGCGUCGAAGACAAACGAAAGUUUAUGUCAAAAUAAUAUGGUUAUUCUUAAGCUGUUGAGCGAAGAGGUGUUCGAUUUCAGUUCGGGCCAAAUCACACAGACGAAGGCCAAACAUCUCAAAGACACAAUGUGCUCCGAGUUCUCACAAAUCUUUCAGCUGUGCUCAUUUGUGCUGGAAGGAUCGAUGAAUGCGCCGCUUAUUGCCGUCACACUGGAAACAUUGUUGAGAUUUUUGAACUGGAUCCCAUUGGGCUACAUUUUUGAGACAACACUCGUCGAAACAUUGAUAUUCAAAUUUCUGAAUGUGCCAAUGUUCCGGAAUGUGUCGCUGCUGUGCUUAUCCGAAAUUGCUGGUCUCACCGUGCCGAACUAUAACAACAUAUUCACAGAUAUGUUCAAGAAAACGAUGUCACAAUUCGAGCAAAUGAUCCAUCCGGGCACGAAUAUGAACCAAGUGUAUGCCACCGGUUCGGAUGCAGAGCAAAAUUUCAUUCAGAAUUUGGCCGUGUUUCUGAGCACAUUUUUGAAAGAGCAUGGUGCAUUGGUGGAGGGCCCCGAAACGGCGGACGCAUUGAAAAAGGCACUCAUGUAUUUGGUUAUGAUUUCCGAAGUGGAAGACGUGGAAAUAUUCAAAAUUUGCCUGGAAUAUUGGAAUAGCUUGGCUAGUGACUUAUACCAAGAUUCCGUUGCACUGGCGCCGAGCGGUGGUAUGUCGCUAUGGGGCGGUGCCACAAACAGCCGACGACAAUUCUACGCCGAUAUCUUAUCGAAAGUUCGAUAUAUUAUGAUCUCUCGCAUGGCGAAGCCCGAAGAAGUGUUGGUCGUCGAAAAUGAAAACGGUGAAGUGGUGCGCGAAUUCAUGAAAGAUACGAAUGCCAUCAAUUUGUACAAAAAUAUGCGCGAAACGCUCGUCUAUUUGACGCAUUUGGACUAUGCUGACACCGAACACAUUAUGACCGAAAAGCUCAACAAUCAAGUGAACGGCACGGAGUUCUCGUGGAAGAAUCUCAACACACUGUGCUGGGCCAUCGGUUCCAUUUCCGGUGCAUUUUUAGAGGAGGACGAAAAACGUUUCCUGGUCACGGUGAUCAAGGAUCUGCUGGGAUUGUGCGAACAAAAGAAGGGCAAAGAUAAUAAAGCGAUCGUCGCAUCGAAUAUUAUGUAUGUGGUCGGUCAAUAUCCGCGAUUUUUGCGCGCGCAUUGGAAAUUCUUGAAGACCGUUGUCAAUAAAUUGUUCGAAUUUAUGCACGAGACACACGACGGUGUACAGGACAUGGCGUGCGAUACAUUCAUCAAAAUUGCCCAAAAAUGUCGACGACAUUUCGUAACCAUUCAACCCAAUGAAGCCUGCACAUUCAUCGAUGAAAUUCUGGCGUCCAUGAGCUCAAUCAUUUGCGAUUUGCAGCCACAACAGGUGCACACAUUUUAUGAAGCCGUCGGUUGUAUGAUAUCAGCGCAAGUGGAUCAAGCCGCCAAGGAUGCAUUGAUCGAAAAGUAUAUGGCGUUGCCGAAUCAGGUGUGGGAUGAAAUCAUAUCGCAAGCAUCAAAGAAUGUGGACUAUUUGAAGAAUAUGGCAGCCGUCAAGCAAUUGGGCAGCAUUUUGCGAACGAAUGUACGGGCUUGUAAAGCGCUCGGUCAUUCGUUUGUAUUGCAGUUGGGCCGCAUCUACUUGGACAUGUUGAAUGUGUACAAAAUCAUGUCGGAGAACAUUAUCCAGGCGAUUACGGUCAAUGGCAUCGGUGUAAACAAUCAGCCGCUGAUCAAGGCGAUGCACGUGGUGAAAAAGGAGACGCUCACAUUGAUUUCCGAAUGGGUGGUCCGAUCGAGCGACAACAGUGUGGUCAUUGACAGUUUCAUACCGCCACUGCUCGAUGCCGUUCUACUCGAUUAUCAACGAUGCAAAGUGCCCGAAGCACGUGAGGCUAAAGUACUGAGCACAAUGGCAGCCAUCGUUGGCAAAUUGAAGGUCAGCAUCACAUCGGAAAUACCACAAAUUUUCGAUGCCGUGUUCGAAUGCACGCUCGAUAUGAUCAAGAAAAAUUUCGAAGACUAUCCACAGCAUCGAGUCGCAUUCUACGAACUCCUGCAGCAAGUGAAUGCACACUGUUUCGAUGCAUUUUUAAACAUACCACCAGCACAAUUCAAAUUGGUAUUCGAUUCGAUUGUGUGGGCCUUCAAGCACACACUGCGCAACGUGGCCGAUAUGGGAUUGCAGAUUCUCUAUGUCAUGCUCACAAACAUUGAACAAAGUUCACCGUCAGCAGCACAAGGCUUCUACCAGACAUAUUUUACGGAUAUUCUGACACAAAUAUUCUCGGUAGCUACAGACACAUCGCAUACAGCUGGAUUGCAAUUGCAUGCACAAAUCUUGGCGUACAUGUUUACAUUGGUCGAAACGGGCAAAAUCACCGUAAAUCUUGGCCCAAUUCCAGACAAUACCAUCUACAUCCAAGAGUAUGUUGCAUCGCUGCUGAAAUCCGCAUUUAGCCACUUGACCGAUAACCAAAUCAAAGUGUUUGUUACUGGUCUCUUCAAUUUGGAUCAAGAAGUGUCCGCCUUCAAAGAACAUCUACGAGAUUUCCUCAUUCAAAUUCGAGAAAUAACCGGCGACGAUGAUUCCGAUUUGUAUCUGGCUGAACGUGAGGAGGAAUUGAAGAAUGCACAAAACACAAAGAGGCUACAACAGAUGGCGGUGCCUGGAAUCCUCGGUCCUCACGAACAACCCGAAUCAAUGCAAGACGAAUUAGAUUUAAGUUAAAUUUAGUCUUUACUCAAGUGCAGCCGCAACAAUAACAAAACAAGAGAGGAAAAAAAAUUACAAAUGAAUACUAACCGUAACAGCAUCAUCAUCAUUUCUAAACAAACAAACAAAGAAACAAGAACAGCAACAGAACACAAAAUGUAUUUUGAUAAGGUUUAAAAAAUUUAGAGCGAUCGUUGAACAUAAUUCAAUCUAAAAAAAACCAUUUGAAUACGAGCAAAAUACAUGAAGAAAUUAUGAAUGAGAAACAGAGAGCGAUAGAGAGAGAGAGAGAGUAAAGGAAAAGCUACACAUAAAUCAUUUUCAAAUACAAUUAGAUUUUUGUCGCAUUCACUGUCAAGAAUCAAGCAAUUUGCAACGGAGUGGGUUCAUCCAUUUUUUUGAAAACAGAAAACCGUAACAAAAAUACACACACAUCUAAAUGAAAGAAAAA